AAAUUUUAUUCUCAAGAUACUACUUCCGCUUACAAAAUAUUGAACCUAACUAUUCAAUGUCAAUAACUUUCAUAAUAUCUCGACCUAUUUAGUCAACGGUACGAAAGUGAAAAGAAACCGCUUGAAGAUAUUUGACCGGAAUAUUGCGCAAGCUUUUAAUCGUGUUGGGUUAAAAUGUCAAACAACCGUGUAGCAGGUGGAUGUGUUGAAAUGUUGCCGAUAUCGUUAUGGGUUACCACCGCAUAUUAGAAUUUAUCUACAACUUACUUUUAUUAAUAUUAAUACCGUUAAUCAGAAUGGGUAGUAACGAUGGAAAAAACCGCAUCAAACCGAUCAAGAAUUACACCUUUAAAUUGUUUAAAUACGAGAAGGUACAGGUAAACAAAAAAAUCUCGAGACGGAUACCUUUACCAAGAAGUGGACAUAGAAUCGUUUGUGAUACAAAGAAUUUAUACUCGUUUGGAGGUUACAAUCCUGCUGUUGUAAGAGAUAAUAUGGAAAUAGAAGAUAGAGACGAUGAUGAGUUAUCAAUACAUUCGUUCCCUUUAUUUCAAGAACUUUGGAAAUUUAACUUUGCUACUAGAAGGUGGACCAGAUUUAAUUGUAGGGAGAGUUUACCGCCGGAAUUGGCUUCAAAUGCUGUUAUUAGAAGAGGAAAUUAUUUAAUGGUUUAUGGUGGUACAGGUUCACCAUUUGGUUAUCGUUGUAGUAAUCAACUGUAUAUUUGUAAAUUAACAGAUAUUAAUAGCCGAAUGACAGAGAUAAAUACAAAAGGUCCUCCACCAGUGCCACAAUAUGGACAAGCUUUAGUGUAUUACAAUGAUAGUCUUUACACAAUAGGAGGAACAACAGGAUUUUCAUACACUUGUGAUAUUCAUAAAUUGAAUAUGAAAACCCAAUCUUGGGAAAGUGUGUAUAUUUGUCAAGGAAAAGGCGAUUAUGAACCGGAAGGACGCUAUCGUCAUGAAGUAGGUUUUGAUGGACAAUGCAUUUAUAUUUUAGGUGGAGGUACAGUAGAAGAUGUUUUUGAUUUUGCUGAAAUACCAGUUUUUGAUUUGGAAAAAUUACAAUGGUCUGUGCAAAAAGCACUUCCUGAUUCAUUGGUUAUAAAUUCAAUCCAUGAUGGAUAUCCACCUCCAAGACGUUGUCAUGGUGCUGUUCAACUUGAAUUUGAGGAUGAAGAUUUUAAAGUAUUUAUAACUGGAGGAUAUAGUGGCGAUCAAAUAUAUGAUGACCUUUGGUGCCUAAACUUACGUACUUUCCAGUGGACUCUAGUCACAUCUUGUCGAUUACAAUAUCCCACGUAUUUUCAUUCGAGUGCUGUUACACCUGAAGGAAAAAUGUAUGUUUUUGGUGGGAUAAUUUCACGAGAAGAUAUAGAGAGGAGCAAUACGAUACACAGUACAUGGUUAUGUAUACCAAAAUUAAGUGAAAUUUGUUGGGAAGCUUUAUUACAUUAUAACCCAAAAAUGAUUAGUUAUUCAAAAAGUGAAUUGAUUAAUGCUGGUUUACCACGGCAUUUUGCACAGAGGAUCGAGUAAUUAUUUGUGUAUAAAUGGAUUAUUUAUGUUCAUUUCUUUAAUUGAUUCUUUUUUUUGUUUAUGCAAUUUUUUCCUUUAUAAGCAGCUUAAAAGAUGUUUCUAAAU
Onthophagus taurus is the source of this 1646-nucleotide messenger RNA. It is a transcript of the gene slim, whose product is annotated as scruin like at the midline. NCBI's taxonomy places the organism in Eukaryota, Metazoa, Arthropoda, Insecta, Coleoptera, Scarabaeidae. The record is from RefSeq and is a predicted model, not a curated record. Gene Ontology annotation, biological process: positive regulation of stress-activated MAPK cascade. Gene Ontology annotation, molecular function: protein binding.